UAUUAUCAAAGAUAUGAAGAUAAAAUUGCUCAGUGGGAUGAAGGUUUUGCUAGAAAAUGGUAUGAAGACGCAAGCUAUUUGUGCAUGGGGAUGGUUUGUCCGAAUGCUUGGAUCCCAUGCUUUAAAGAGUAGGCAUCUCGUUAAUGAUAUGCUAAAAAUUCCUGAACGUACAUUUACAGAUCUUGACCCUCAAGUUCAAAUUGCUACGCUGGUUGCUUGGGAAGGUCUUAUUGACGCUCUUGUUCAUGGUCUAAUGUUGGUUUCCACGAAAAACGCAUCAGCAGAGGAGAAUUCUCUAUCAGGAAGGAAAAUUUGUGAUGAUCAAAGAAAUGGCUUUUCCAAAAGCAUAAAGCUAAUAAUGACGCCACUGAUUGGCAUCAUGUCCAGUAAAUGUGAUGUAUCAGUUCAUUCAUCCUGCUUAAACACAUGGUGUUAUUUGCUACAUAAGCUUGAUAUCUCUGUCAAUGAGCCAUCAAUGAUAAAAAUAGUUUUAGAGCCUAUACUUAAAUCAAUAUUUCAGAAUGAACCUGAUAGCAAGAACAUCUGCUUAUGGAGCCUGGGCCUCGAUCUGCUCGCUGAUAGUAUUUCACAGAAGAGUGGGGAGGUCCUCUACCGGUCAACUGGCUGGGUAAGCCACAGAAACUCUGAAAAUGGACAUUCUCAAUCUGGAAAAUGCUCUUGGAAGCAACGCCAAAUUAUAUGGAUGCCCUGGAAUAUCAAUAACUUGGACUUUUAUCUGAGUACGAUUCUUCAUGUUGUCCAUCAAGCAUCUCUGCCAACUGUCACUUAUGAUCAUAGAAGUCACGUUUAUGAUGCUGCUUUGAAGUUAUUUAUACAUACUCUGAAAGGAGUCAAACUGCAUGUUGAAAGUACAUCUACUAAUUAUGGAGGUAUUAUGCAGUGCUUGACCUUAUUAAUAACAUUCAUCAAGAAAGUAUGUGAAGAUUUGUGCUCGGAUGUUGGAGAAAAUUAUGAUGUUUACUGUAUUUCCGUUCAGUUCAUAGAUGCUAUCACAAAGGAGUUAGGUCCUUCAAUCUUGCGAUCUCCUCUGUACAAAAUUUCUAUAGAUCUGAAGUACAUUGAAGACAUGCAAUCAGUUGAUCAUAAUAAACAUCUAAAAUUUCUUAGUGUCAGUUGUGUUUCUCAUAUGGAUAAGGUUUCUCCAUUGGUUUAUUUGAUAGCACUGUACUUCUACAUGAUGGUUCAGUUAACCAUGAAAUCCCAUCAAACAGAUCACGCAUCACAAGGGAUGUGUGAAUAUUUUAAAUUUAUGUUUUCUUCAAAUGAUCCCCUGGAAGAUCUCUUCACCAGCAUUAGUUUCUUGUAUAGACACGUUCAACCAAUUUACUUAAACAUAUGGGUAGCAUUAGCUCAAGGUCUGAACUACUGUGUAUCUGAUCCAAACUGCAAGUCAUUACAGGAAGCCUUGUCUGACAGCACUGUAUAUUCUUCCAUAUGCCAUCUUUUAAUUUACCCCAUCCUGGCACUUUCUGGAGUUCCAAGAAUGACCGUGACAGCUAGUGGCUCUUUGGACAAAUAUCCUGUAUCACCAGAAAGAAAACCGAGAUUUGAACUGGUUAUUCAAACAUGGAAAGCACUUCAUGGAUCUCUUUGUAAUUUGUUCAUUGGAUGUUCAUCAACCACCAAUUUCUCUGGGGACCUGUGCUUGUUGUUAAGCAGCUACCUUGAUGAAAAUAGUGACAUGGUUGAGAGCGGUGCUGAUUUUGACUUAACACGCAAUGAUGUGGAUUUUGGUUUCCUUCAUUUAUCUGGCAAUUUCUUGAUUUGCAUUCUAGAAAAGAUUCAGACUUUGGAAUUAGUUUCUGAAUUGGACAAAAGUAAAUUUGACCGUGAUAGGAAAAUAUUGUUCUGUAUAACGAACUGCUUAAAAUUUGUUACCAAGUAUAUGAAUUUAUUGAGAAUAAAAAUGGUGCGAGACCCAGUGCCUGAACAGCCUGGAUUUGUUGGCACCUCAAGGCUAUAUUCUGCGUUGGCAUGCUUUAUUAGUUGCCUUCACUGGAAGCAAGAUAUUCUUCAAUUUCUAAAGAUUGUUUCCUUCCCACUGCUUGAAUGGCUAGCAAAUAUGGGAACGCAGGAUGAUAAAGCAAACAACCAACUCCAACUUCUAUGGACCGAAAUUCUAAGCUGCUUAAGAAGAAGUCAACCUCCUAUAAACUUUGGUUCCGCUUUGCUCAAACUUCAUGAACCUCUAUUUGAGAAAACUCUCAAUCACCCAUAUCCCUCUAUUUCAGAACCAACCAUCAACUUUUGGAAUUCUACAUUUGGUCAGCAAAUUAUUUUGGAUUUCCCCUCGAGUCUUCUUUGUGUCUUGGACAGGCUAUCCAGAAAUGGAAGAUUAAAGCUCCAGAAGAGGAGCCUACCAUGUCUUCAGAAAUGUCAAUCUCCUGAGGAAGCCAAUGAUGCUCCACAGGGAUAUAGGGUCUCUGCCAAACAUAACAGCACUUCUAAGAGGGUGGAACUAGUGUUGGAUAAACUACAAGAGACACCUCCUUUAAGUCGUAAAAAGAGAAGGCUAGAACUGACUGAGCAUCAAAGGGAAGUUAGGCGAGCACAGCAAGGAAGGGAGAGGGAUACUGGAGGACAUGGCCCAGGAAUUAGAACUUACACUAGCGCUGACUUUACACAAGGUAACGAUGAUGAUUCGCAAGAAAGCAUUGAGGAGAUAAUAAGAGAUCCUGAAGCUAUAUUGCAGAUGCUGAUAAAAACUAUCUGACUUACUUUGAAUGCUGCUUAUAGAUUGUAUUAUAUUUAUGGGAGCCUGAAUUAUUAUCAGCUGAAAUCUAUUUUAACC
Molecule: messenger RNA, 2812 nt
Organism: Vigna umbellata (rice bean)
Lineage: Eukaryota; Viridiplantae; Streptophyta; Magnoliopsida; Fabales; Fabaceae
Source: RefSeq, a predicted model, not a curated record